Messenger RNA from Triticum aestivum (bread wheat), 10376 nucleotides. RefSeq lists its product as uncharacterized. NCBI's taxonomy places the organism in Eukaryota, Viridiplantae, Streptophyta, Magnoliopsida, Poales, Poaceae. Bases 2443 to 10146 code for a protein of 2567 amino acids. Gene Ontology annotation, molecular function: ADP binding. Gene Ontology annotation, biological process: defense response to other organism. The record is from RefSeq and is a predicted model, not a curated record. The transcript is spliced from 10 exons.
CCUCUGCUCCUAAGAGAUUCCUCUAUUUUCAAGCGCGCGAUGGAUAUCUGACGGCUUCAGAAUGCUCUGUUCUUGUGCCACAAAAAAGAGGAAAAUAAUCAUAGUUUUAAAUAGCCGGCUAUAGCGCAGCAGGGUGCCGCUAAAUGGUCGUCUUCACAAAUAGCCCGAUUUAGCCCGCUAUAGCCGAUUUGAAGGCCCGCCGCUAUUUUUCAUAGCCCGCUAUUUAAAACAUUGAAAAUAAUUCUGAGCUCUGAGAUUCCUGUGCUGACAUUGACUGACUGAACCACACCGGCUGUGCGAGGCGCUCCACGGCGGCACCACCGCAUUCGCCCCCAUCCACCUCCAAUCUGGAGGGUUCUGUCCGCCUCCUCGACCACCUCUACCUCCUCCUGUCGGCGUGCACCGUAGCGGGGAUCCACCUCCUCCGCUGCCGUGAGUAUAAUCUACAAUGACGUCUUGGCCGGUACCUGCCAGCCAUUCAACGGGAGUAGCCCCAUCCAGGGCAGACCACAAUGACGUCUUGGCCGGUACCUGCCAGCCAUUCAACGGGAGUAGCCCCAUCCAGGGCAGACCGACUUUCCGGCCAAAUAGAUUGGUUGAUUGGUUGAUUGGUGGGGGUAAAUGUCUCUAAUAUAUUUCGUCCAAUUAGAUCUGUGCAGUCAUAAUCAGGUUACUGAACUCUAGUUUCUUGCAGCGUUGUACUACUAGACUGUGUCCAGUAUAUCAUGUGCUGGUUGUUCAACCAGAAUCAGGAAAUUUUCUGGCUAAUAACCUGAUAGUUAAACCAACAGAUUUGUUCACUUCGAUUCUGUUGGUAUCUUCAGGUUAAUCCAACUCCCAGUGCACACGGAGUUCAGCCACAUCGGAAAAUUGUAUUCCAACUAGAUCACAAUACAUAGCUACCCUUUUCGUCUUACGAGGUAGAGAGGAAAAGACUUCCUUUGUGCACAUGUUGUGUUAUGGAAUGUCACACCUAAUUUCUGCAAGGUAUGGUGUUUCUGGUCUCUGAGUGUUACCUUCACUUACUCGAUGGUGUUCAUAUAGUAAAUUUUCUGGUUAGUAUGAACCAAAAAUGCGUAGGAUGAUCCACGGAUAAUAAUCGAUGACCGGGCGAUAGCACAGUUGUACCUCAGGGCUCAGGUAUCGUGUCUGCGUUGGUCAGACCAACUAUCGUGAUCUAACUAGUGUGCAGUUUUCCGAUAUGCUUCCUUUUAGCUGACAAAAUAUAAAUUUUGUCAUCUCUGAAUGUUCUCCUUUUUUGUUCUGGACGUGUUUCAGCUUUAGGUGGAGCAUAUUGAAGAAUUCAGUUGUAUAGGGCCAGAUCCCGUCGUACUUUUUUUGGUACUUCUUUCUCCAAAUAGACUCAAAAGACCUGAAUAACAGUCAUACCAUGGAUCUGAAUCUUUUUUGUUUUGUUAUAAGCAUACUUCUCAUCCAAUAAUCUGGACUAUCAAGGAUCAUGCCAUAAUUUGAGUCUAGCCUUUUUAGCUAUUUAUUACUACUUACAGUACAGAACUAACAAGGAAAGAUAUGCUAAUGCAAAAUGUAGAGAACUAAUAAAAUGAAGAAGGAAAUUUCUGAACACAUUGCAUUUUUUAAUAGAAACCAAUAUAUAUUGUUCCAAGUUUGUCUUUUGGUCCCUACAGCUUAUGUUUCUUUUAUUGGUGUGCUCCAAUGUGUUCUCUGAAUACCUCCUUUUCUACUAAGAAGGUGAUAAUCCAGUUAUCCUUUAUGUUCUCGAAAAAGAUAUAUUUGAUUUCUUCUCUGUGUAAUACGUUUCAUUGGCUGCACAUAUGUCUUGAACUGUUCAAUGCAUGAUGAUGCACAUACGUCAGAAGGUUUGGUUAGCUGUCCCUGUUGUUAUAGGCCAACCCAGAAAUUAACAAUGCCUUGCUGAGGUACAACUAUUGCUGAGCUGUUGCAAGAUUGGGUAGUUGACUUGUGAUAAAUUGCGAUUGGUUGAAGAAGUGCAGAUCAAAGCUCGACUCAUCUGAAGGAGUAUUUCAUUGAGUACAACCAUCAGUUUAUAUUGUGGUAAGAAAUAAAGAUGCCCCAGCUGUUAAUGUGCAAAGUCAGAAUAGCUGUCCCUAUUAUUCCACGUCAAACCAAAAAACAAUGUCCGGUGCUGAGCUAAGAAGGCUAAUUGUCUAAAAUGAGUACGCAGUGCACAGCUAAGAUUGGACAGUGACUUUUGAUUGAUUGGGCAGUGCUCUACUCCUCUGUGGAAGUGUUUUAUUAAGUACAGCCAACACGGAGAAGAAGGUAAUCGAUCGAUGGAAGCAACCACCACUUCUCCCCCAGAAAGUCAAUGCUCGCACUGUCUCCCAUUUUCCUCAGAAGAUCUCCGCGUCUAGCUUGCUCGCACCACCGUUUUCUUCUCCACCCUGGACUGCAACUGGGAUUCCCUGUGUUCUGCGUGUGCCGUGAGCUCUGAGCAUUCCAAUGGCAGAGUCGGUGGCCACCAUGGUGGUCGGGCCGCUGCUGUCCACUGUGAAGGAGAAGGCGUCCAGCUACCUCCUGGACCAGUACAAGGUGAUGGAGGGCAUGGAGGAGCAGCACAGGGUCCUCAAGUGCAAGCUGCAGGCCAUCCUGGACGUCAUCACCGACGCCGAGCAUGCCGCGUCCGACAGAGAAGGGGCCAAGGCUUGGCUUGAGGAGGUCAAGAGGGUGGCUUAUGAGGCGAAUGAGAUCUUUGAUGAGUUCAAGUACGAGGCGCUCCGCCGUGAGGCCAAGAAGAAUGGGCAUUACAGCAAGCUCGGCAUCGAUACAGUAAGAUUCUUCGUCACUCACAACCGUUUUGUGUUCCGUGACAAAAUGAAGAAGAAGCUAUGCAGAAUCUUGCAGGCCAUUGAGGUCCUUGUGGCUGAGAUGAGCGCCUUUGACUUUAAAUAUCAGCAGCAAGCACCAAUAUCCAUGCACUGGCAGCAGAUGGAUCUUGUUAUCUCUGAUCCAAAGAAAAUCAUUAGCAGAUCGAGAAGCCAAGAUACUAAGAAUAUUGUUGAUACACUAUUUUGUCAAGCUAGCAAUCCAAAUCUCACAGUUGUUCCCAUCGUUGGGAUAGGGGGGCUAGGCAAGACAACCUUAGCGCAACUCAUUUACAAUGAACCUGAAGUUCAGAAGCAUUUCGAGUUGCUGAUAUGGGUUUGUGUCUCUGACAGCUUUGAUGUGGAUUCCUUGGCUCGAAGAAUUGUUGACUUUCAUCUUAAAAAUAGUAUAAUUAAAGCACCUUUUAAGAAGGGCCCAUUGGAUAGCCUCCAAAUUGUACUAAGCGGGCGUAGAUACCUCCUUGUUUUGGAUGAUGUACGGAACCGAGAGAGCGAUAAGUGGAAAAAGCUCGAGGUCCGCCUUACACAUGGUGCUAAGGGCAGUGUGGUUUUGGCAACUACUCGUGAUGAAGGAGUCGCAAAAAUAAUGGGUACAGUUAAAGCCUAUAAUCUCUCAGCUUUGGAGGAUAACUUUAUCGAGAAAAUUAUCGAGUCAAGAGCAUUCAGUCUGCAGAAGGAAGAAGAAAGGCCGGUCAUGCUAGUUAAUAUGGUUGGUGAGAUCGCAAAGAGAUGUCGUGGCUCUCCUUUGGCUGCAGCCGCACUGGGCUCUAUGCUGCGUACAAAGACCAGCAAAGAAGAGUGGAAGGCUAUAUCGAGAAGAAGCAACAUUUGCACCGAGGAGUCUGGAAUUUUACCAAUACUGAAGCUCAGCUACAAUGACAUGUCAUCACAGAUGAAGCAAUGCUUUUCUUUCUGUGCUGUGUUUCCCAAGGAUUACGAGAUUGACGUGGACAAACUGAUCCAACUAUGGAUCGCACAUGGCUUUAUCAUGGACCAAAAAGAAGUUAGUCCUGAAACCAUUGGCAAAUGGAUUUUCAAUGAGCUGACCUCAAGGUUAUUCUUUGUGGAUGUGAAGAAAGUCCGAGUCUCACGGUAUGAAUAUGCGCGCCCGGUGGUGGGUGAUUAUCCCAAACAUACAUGUAAAAUCCAAGAUCUUAUGCAUGAUGUUGCAUUGUCUACAAUGGAAAAAGAAUGCGCUCUUGCACCUAAGGAACCACGUCAGAUUGAGUGGCUUCCAGAUACAGCUCGCCACUUAUUUCUGUCUUGUGGACAACCAGAAACUAUUUUGAAUGAAUCUGUGGCGAAAAGAUCUCUGGCUAUCCAGACACUUAUGUGUGAUUGUUAUAUAGAAAUGGGAGUUCGGUUGCAGCAUUUAUCAAAAUACAACUCUUUGAAGGCAUUACGGUUCCUUUUAAAUUGGGGCGGACAAUUCCAUUUGAAACCAAAGCAUCUGCAUCACCUAAGGUACCUUGAUCUCUCAAGAAGUUAUAUCGAAUCACUUCCUGAAGAUAUAAGCAUUUUAUACAGCCUGCAAACAUUGAACAUAUCUUGCUGCUACUCACUUCGUCGGCUUCCAAGACAAAUGAAGUAUUUGACCGCCCUCCAUCACCUAUACACUCAUUGUUGUCCGAAGUUGAGGAGCAUGCCUGGUGGUCUCCGAAAACUCAUGUCCCUGCAGACACUUACAUGUUUUAUAGCAGGUCCUACUGGCUCUAAGUGCAGUGCCAUUGGAGAGUUGCUACAUUUAAACCUUGGUGGUCAGCUAGAGCUAACUCAACUAGAGAAUGUGACAGAAGAAGAUGCAAAAGCGGCAAAUAUCGGCAAUAAGAAGGAACUGCAAGGCUUGACAUUAAAAUGGAUUGUUGGUUGUGCUGAUGAUGCUAGAGUGCUGAAGAGUCUGAAACCUCAUGAUGGACUGCUGGGUGUAAGGAUAGAAUCCUACGGAGGCACCACCUUUCCGACAUGGAUGGCUAUGUCGAGAAACAUGGUUGAGAUCCAACUUUUCCAGUGUGAAAAACUGCAAUGGCUAUUCGGUUGUGAUACCACCUUCACUUUUCCAAAUAUGAAGGAGCUUACACUACAAGAUCUGCAUUGUUUGGACAGAUGGUGGGAAACAAGUAACGAGGUACAAGGACAAGAGAUAAUGUUUCCUCGGCUUGAGAAGUUAUCUAUUGUUAGCUGUGCAAAGUUAACAGCGUUGCCGGACACAACACUGCUUGGAGAACCUCAUGGUACAAUGGCACGGUCAGCAUUUCCAGCAUUGAAGGAACUCUACUUGGAUUUCUUGGACAACUUUUGGAAAUGGGAGGCAACCGAGGGAACACAGAGAGGACACAUGGUAUUUCCUAAGCUUGAGAAACUUACAAUUAUGAAUUGUUCUAUCCUGACAGCAUUACCGGAAGCACCGGUUGAUGGAGAUUAUAGUAUGGCACGGUCAGCGUUUCCUGCAUUGAAAGUUCUGAAAUUGAAAUGCUUGAGCAGAUUCGAGAGUUGGCAUGCAGUCGAAGGAUAUAAAGGAGAAAACCUAAUGUUUCCUCAGCUUGAGCAAUUGGUUGUCAUACACUGUGAAAAUAUGACAACAUUAUGUGGACAACGGACCUUCCCUCGCCUUCAGGAGAUCCGUAUCGAGUUUUGUCCAAAGCUGACAACAAAAGCUAAAUCACCAAAGCUCAGCAUGUUACACAUGGAGGGAAAUGAGGAAGAGAUGUUCCUGUGGGUAGCUAGACAUAUGACAUCAUUGACCAAUCUGAAACUGAAGAACCUUGAAGACACGCAAUCAACCUUGGAGGCGGCUGAUCAUAGUUUGACACAAGUGGUGGACGCCAUGGAAAAAUGGAAUCGAGAUGAUUUCCCUAUGGCAAUUAUGCACUUGAGUGGCUUUAAGUCGGGUGUAACUGAGCUAUGUGCAUGUUUUGUACGGCUUGAAUGGUUGUACAUCAAUGAUUGUGCUGCGCUUGUCCACUGGCCAGAGAAAGAGUUCCAAGGCUUGGUAUCCUUGAGGAGUCUAGAGAUUUCGUACUGCAAGCAACUGGUUGGAUACGCACAAGCUCCUGCAGCUGAGCCAUCAGCAACAUUAGAAUCCUCGACUCAGCUCCUGCCAAGCCUCGAGUAUCUCAAGAUAUUUCAAUGUGAAAGCAUGGUAGAGGUCUUCAAACUCCCUGCAUCCCUGAGGAAAAUGGAAAUUCUUGAUUGUGCUAAGCUCAAGUCCAUAUUCAAUAGGAGGCUGCAACUGGAACAGGCAUCAUCAUCGAAUCUUCAAGGGCGAUCACCUGUAUAUUCAGAGGUUCUGCUGGUGUUGAUUGUGCACGGCUCUGCCUUUUCGCAGAACUGUUUCUGCGCAUACAGCCUGGAUAGGGUAGAGAUCAUGUUUGGAAAGAUGGAAGGAGACGUUUCCGUCGACUAUGAAGGCAUCUGUGGCGACUUUGUCAAUAUCAAGAUGAUGUGCCCGGCUCACUCUCUUGGAGGUGCUCAUAAGGGUAUGUGCUUCCUUCCCCGUCUGAUGCAGCGAGCACGGCGACGCGACGGCAUCCCCUUCCUGCUGCUCCAACGCUGCAUUCACUGUUUUGAGGCUGCUGUCACGGUGUCACCGCCGCAGUCUUCAUCUUGGUCUCCGUGGCGUCUCAUAACACCAGACGAGCUCGACAUGAUGCGAGGUUUCCUGAUGGCUGCAAAUGACGAGCGGGAUGACAACCUGGUUGUGAAGAUAUGGGUGAAGCAAGUCCGCGAUGUGUCCUAUGCUGUCGAGGACUGCCUCCUGGAUUUUGCUGUCCGUCUUGACAAGCAAUCUUGGUGGUGUCUCUCCCGCAAGGUGCUAGCCCGACGUUAUGUAGCGGAGCAGAUGAAGGAGCUCAGGGCCAAGGUGGAGGAGGUCAGCCAGAGGAACCAACGGUACCACCUCAUCAAGGGCUCUAGCUCCAAGCCUACCUCAGCUGUUGGGCAGCCUACCAUCUCCAGUGCGACGAUGUCCGCCGCUGAGGAUGCCAGGCUGCGACGGCAGAAAGCAAAGAUGGAUCUCAUUGAGUUGACCAAUUGCAAGGAUGAGGCACUUCGAGUUAUAGCGUUGUGGGUCACAAGUAGUAGUGAUCUGCAGGAGAUGUCCAUCAUCAAAAGUGCCUACGAAGAUCCCAUGAUACACAAGAAUUUCGAUUGCUGUGCUUGGAUCACACUGGUGUGUCCUUUCAGUCAAGCAGACUUCAUUCGAAGCAUUGUUAGGCAAAUCUGUGUUAAUUCUCUUCAAGAGACAGGAGAAGAAGGAAAAACAACUAUUGGUGCCCAAGUUUUGAAGAUGAUGUCGAUGACGAAAGAAGAUGGUUUGGCUUGUGAGUUCAAGAGAUAUUUGAAUGACAAGAGUUACCUAAUUGUACUCAAUGGCAUACACACCACUGAAGAGUGGGAUUGCAUUAAAACAUGUUUCCCAACCAACAAGAAAGGAAGCCGAAUCAUAGUAUGCACUAAGCAAGUUGAAGUUGCAUGCUUAUGCAUAGAAGCAGAGGAUGAAGCUCUAGUGCAUAAGAUGUUAUUUGCUGAUCAGUCCCUUUAUGCUUUCUACAGUAAGGAGAGAAGGAAUUCGAAGGAAAAAGGGUCAAUCCCAUUUGUAGUAUCUACUGGUGUUAACAGCUCGACACACAAGAACAUCCUCACUCAAACGGAGGCAAUGGCUACUCUAGAGGAAUCUCGUCUCAUCGGAAGAGGGAAUGAAAAAGAGGAAAUCAUCAAACUAAUCUCAAAUAAAGAUCUCCGGCAAUUUCAUGUGAUCUCCUUGUGGGGAAUGGGUGGUAUUGGAAAAACAACACUAGUGAAAGAUAUCUAUCAAAGCCAAGAGAAUAGUAGCAUGUUUGAUAAGCGUGCUUGUGUCACAGUCAUGCGUCCUUUCAAUUUAGCAAUGCUCCUUGAGAGCUUAAUUAUGCAAUUCAGAGAUAAUAAUGAGGCAGAUUUAAGGACAUGUUUAGAAGGAAAGAGAUAUUUGCUUGUUGUUGAUGAUCUGUGGUCCAUAGUAGAGUGGGACGCUAUAAAACCAUAUUUGCCAGAAACGGGAGCAAGCUGCAUAAUAGUCACCACAAGGGAAGAGAAUAUUGCUAAGCACUGCUCAAAGGAUGAAACGAAUAUAUACAAGCUCAAACAUCUGGGCCCUGCUGACGCAUGUACCCUCUUCACCAAAAAGGGCAGGGCCGCCCGAGCUGGUUUCGUGCCAACUCAGUGGCAACCUAUUACUGAUCUGGAGGACCCAGCCUGGGUUUUCACUCUCCGCCCAAUAGCAUGGCCAACAAAGGAUAAGGCCGCGAUGCCAACAUCGCAAGAGAAGCUGGAAAGGUUGGUAGUCAAUAGAAUGCACAGUGCGCAGAGGCUAGACUAUAUCAAGUUAAUGGCUGCUUAUGUGGAGCAAAUAAGAAAGAACCCUAUCAAUGUAUUUAAAGAGACCGUCAAUUUGGACGAGCAAUAUCCAGAGUUGGUUGAAGAUGCAAAACUGAUAUUGAAGAAGUGCAGAGGACUUCCCCUUGCACUAGUCACCAUAGGUGGCUUCUUGGCAAACCAACCAAAAACUGCUUUUGAAUGGAGAAAAUUGAAUGAUCAUAUCAGUUCUGAGUUGGAGAUGAAUCCCAAACUUGGUAUCAUAAAAGCAGUCCUUAUGAAAAGCUAUGAUGGUUUACCCUAUCACCUCAAGGCUUGUUUCUUGUAUCUAGCCAUCUUUCUUGAAGAUCAGCAGAUUGCACGAAGACGCUUAGUGCAUCGGUGGCUUGCAGAGGGUUACUCAAGUGAGGUGCGUGGUAAGUCUGCGGAAGAAAUAUUGGACGGUUACUUCAUGGACCUCAUAAGUAGGAGCAUGAUCCUGCCAUCUCAACGGUCAGUUUAUUGUAGGAAAGAAAUUGACUCUUGCCAUGUCCAUGAUCUCAUUCGUGAAAUUGCCAUCUCAAAGGCUAUGGAGGAAAAUCUUUUUUUCAUGUUGGAGGAAGACUGCAGUUUAAAUAACCAAGGCACAGUGCGUCAUCUUGCUGUAAGCAGCAACUGGAAGGGGGAUCAGUGUGAGUUUGAGAAUAUAGUAGACUUGUCCUGUGUACGAUCUUUGACAGUGUUUGGAAAUUGGAGGCCGUUUUACAUUUCUGAUAAGAUGAGGUUGCUACGAGUGCUGGAUUUGGAGGGCGAGUGGGAUCUAUUUGAUCAUCAUCUUGAGCACAUUGGGAAGCUUGUACAUCUUAGAUAUCUUUCUUUAAGGGGACAUGCUGAUAUAUUUUACCUGCCAAAUUCGUUGGGUAACCUGAGACAACUCCUGACACUAGAUAUUUCGGGUACAGGCAUAAUAAAGCUACCAAGGACUAUCAUCAAGCUUGUGAAGAUGCAACGCAUUCUUGCUAGUGGCAUAGGAGAGACACAUGAGGAUAUAUAUGAAGAUGCAGAUGAGCAGUCGCGAAUGAGUUUGCCUUCGCAUUUAGUUGCCUUUUGUUUGGCAUGUCGUGAUUUUGCAAGUGAAGACGAUGCACAAGCACAACCUAACAGGCGUGAUAUGUGCACUGCGUUCUGCUGCGGCAUAUUACCUUAUUAUGCAGCAGGACGACAUCCAGGUGGUGUUGAAGUGCCAAGAGGAAUUUGGAAACUGAAGGCCCUGCGCACACUGCGUAUGGUGGACGUCUCAGUGGGGAAGGCUGUUGUUGAAGAUAUAAAAAAGCUCACCCGGCUGCGCAAGUUAGGAGUGACAGGCAUCAACAAGACAAAUGGUCAGGAGUUGUGUGCAGCAAUUGCUGGUCUCAGCAGCCUGGAGUCAUUGUCACUGCGAUCAUAUGGAAAGGCAGGUUUAUCAGGUUGCUUGGAUGGCUUGUCCUCACCUCCAGAAAACCUGCAGAGCCUCAAGUUGUUUGGCAACCUGGUUAAACUGCCGGAGUGGAUCCGGGGGCUUAAAAAUCUCGUGAAGCUGAAGCUAGAGAGGUCGAGGAUAUUGGAUUACGGUGCAGCCGUAAAAGUCCUUGGGAAACUAUCAAACCUGGCCUCCCUACGUCUAUUGAAGCACUCGUUCGUUGGUCAAGAGGUCCGUUUAAGAUUUCAUCGGGAGGCAUUCCCGAGCCUGAAGGUGCUGCAGCUGCAUUGGAUAAACAAUCUCAAGUCGGUGAAAUUUGAAGAAGGGGCAACACCUAAGCUUGAGUUGCUGCAGUAUUUUGAUUGGAGCCGUCCCAGUUAUGGGCUCUUUUCUGGGUUACCGCAUCUCCCAAGCCUCAAGGAAGUUAUGCUGCAUAGGUCAGUCUGGCGUGAGACCGAGUUCAGGGAAGACCUGGGAUGCCAGCUCGCAGAGAAUCAAAACAGGCCCGUUUUGAAGAGGUGGAAUGAGAAGUAGCUGUAUUCAACUCUCGUCUUGUGUAGUAAGUAUUUUUUUUUCUCAGUUUGAUAUUUUAUUUUUGCCCAAGAGGCUGUAAUAAGGUAGCUGGCUCUCUAGCUGCUCACGGAGCGAGUAUGGGCCAUGCAUACUCAGCCUUUUGGCCGGAUGGGGUGCCGGAUUUUGUACACGCUUUGAUUGCGAGCGACAUGGCUGGUCGUUCUGGUUAAUGGAAUGAAGGCCAUUCCGAC